UGCGUUACGUGGUUGCGUAACCAAUUUGACAAUGAUGUUUCCCCAUACGAUUGUCUCGGACUAAGCUUCGGAACGCCCUGUAUAUAUCAUGAAUGUUGCUUGAAGGAACUCCAGUGAUAAACAAGAAUUACUAAAGAUGAGUAAAGUGGAGGUUUUUGUAUUGGUUUUGGUGCUGUCGUGUUUGAGGGUCGAGGCUGAUUAUGGAAGUGAUGGUUUCGAUUUCAGAGGCUUUAUGCCCAGCGCAGGGUACAGAACUGAAGACCAGCUGGCGGAGCCUUCAGCCAGAGUGGACAAGAGCAGGGAGGAGCCUGAGAGGACACAGAGGUUCGGCAUCUCUUCUUAUGGCAGCACUGGCGGAGGGGUCCAGGGUGGCUACGGAGGGUCAGCGCCCGGGCUCUAUGGACCUGUGAAGAUCGACUUGGGGGGUGUCCUCAUCGGCACCAUCCUUGGAUUUGGAGCUGUCAUCGUGUUGCCUAAGAUCAUACAUGCUUUGUCCUAUGGGUACGGCGGAGGGUACGGAAGAAGUUUGGAGGCAGAUACGAGCCAGAUCUCCAACAUGCUGACCAGGCUGGAUGAAACCCUGAACAAGUACAACAUAGACUCUUCCGCUUGCAUGCAGCGGUUAGCUUGCUCAUACGUGCAACUCGCGAACGAGAACGUGAUCACUGGGAAUGCUACGGACUUCGAUGCUCUUCUGUCUUCAUUAUCCAGCAAUUCAUUGAUUCGUCGCAUGUUGGACGGAACCUCGAUAUAUGAGGCGGUUUCUUCAGGAAAAUCCAUGGAUACCGACUGCCAGGCCAUUUAUCCCAAGUGCAAGUUGGACAAGAAGACAAUCGUAAAAAUGCUGACUCAGCUUGUACCUUCUUAAAAUAAAGUCUUAUUUCCUAAUUCGCUGUACAAAAUAAAACCUA
Molecule: messenger RNA, 911 nt
Organism: Plodia interpunctella (Indianmeal moth)
Lineage: Eukaryota; Metazoa; Arthropoda; Insecta; Lepidoptera; Pyralidae
Gene: Desi
Product: Desiccate
Exons: 5
Coding region: 137-868 (243 amino acids)
Source: RefSeq, a predicted model, not a curated record